This is a messenger RNA of Nicrophorus vespilloides, 1537 nucleotides long. Its product is annotated as catalase-like. The transcript has 2 exons. Gene Ontology annotation, biological process: hydrogen peroxide catabolic process; response to hydrogen peroxide. Gene Ontology annotation, molecular function: catalase activity; heme binding. The record is from RefSeq and is a predicted model, not a curated record. Bases 1 to 1518 code for a protein of 505 amino acids. Gene Ontology annotation, cellular component: cytoplasm; peroxisome; mitochondrion. NCBI's taxonomy places the organism in Eukaryota, Metazoa, Arthropoda, Insecta, Coleoptera, Silphidae.
AUGUCCACCGAACAAAGACCACCCAGUGCUAACCAGCUCCUGUUUUACGCCACAAAACAGAAGAAUGUUAAAGAAGUUGCAACUACUGGAUCUGGUAAUCCAAUACCAGGAAAAGAUGCCAGUUUAACUGUUGGUAAAGAUGGUCCGAUCCUUCUUCAAGACAUCGUUAACAUCGACGAGGUGGCUCAUUUCAAUCGUGAACGCAUCCCGGAGAGAGUUGUCCAUGCUAAAGGCGCCGGAGCUUUCGGGUAUUUCGAAGUUACCAACGACAUAACCGAGUUUUCAGCGGCCAAAGUCUUCGACACCAUCGGCAAACGAACCCCAAUUGCUGUACGCUUCUCUCAAGUGACCAACGAGAUGGGCUCUGCAGACACGGUCCGAGACCCUAGAGGAUUCGCUGUAAAAUUCUACACCGAAGAUGGAAUCUGGGAUAUUGUCGGAAAUAACACUCCAAUCUUCUUCAUUAGAGAUACGAUCCUUUUCCCAAGCUUCAUACAUAUAUUGAAGCGUAAUCCAGUUACGAAUCUUAGGGAUUGGGAUAUGUAUUGGGAUUUCUUCUCAUUGCGUCCGGAAACCAUGCACCAGAUGCUCGUCUUGUAUUCGGAUCGUGGUAUACCUGAUGGAUAUCGUUACAUGCACGGUUACGGCUCCAACACUUUCAGCUUUGUCAACGCGAAAGGUGAUUUUAACUAUUGCAAAUUCCACUACAAGACGGAUCAGGGGAUAAGAAACAUAUUUUCGGAUCAGGCUAGGAUAAUAGCCGGAGCUGAUCCGGAUUACUCUCUCCGCGAUUUGUACAACGCCAUCGCUGAAGGACGAUCCCCCAGUUGGACUUUUUACGUGCAGAUCUUGAAUCCGAAGCAAGUGGAUAAGUUGAGCUUCAAUCCUUUCGAUGUUACAAAGACCUGGCCUCACGCCGAUUUCCCUUUGAUACCAGUCGGAAGAUUGGUUUUGAAUAAGAAUCCGAGCAAUUAUUUUGCCGAAGUCGAGCAGUUGGGUUUCAGCCCUGCAAAUUUGAUACCAGGAAUCGACGUAUCUCCGGAUAGGAUGCUGCAAGGAAGACUUUUCGCGUACAACGAUACGCAGAGGUAUCGCAUCGGCGUGAACCACGAACAGCUUCCGGUCAACUCUCCAUCGAAGGCGAAGAACUUCAACAGAGCUGGUAAAUUCACACUGGAGAGUCAGGGCGGUGCUCCGAACUACCAUCCGAACAGUUUCCACGGUCCAGAACCGAGCAUCAUCGCCAAGGAGUUGAGUCCCAGUUUCUCUUUGGUAGGGAAUACCGUUCGCAUCGAUACUAGCCUCCUCGAGGAUAACUUCACCCAGGGAAGGAUUCUUUACCAGAGGGUUUUACCGCCGCAGGAACGACAACGACUUAUAGAUAACAUCGCUUUUGAUCUGAAGAACGCAACUCAAUUCAUACAAGAAAGAUUGAUUUCCAACCUCUUGCAAGUCGACGAAGGAUUAGGCAAUGGUGUUAGAGAUGGCAUCAGAAGACAUGUUCAUGCUGCAAUUUAAUUGUUAACAAACGUAAAGG